ACCUCUGGAGUAAUACUCCCGGCGGGAAGCGAAAGAAAGCUGCUUCGUGAGCUAACUUCGCCGCUGGCUUGACGCCAAAAGACCAGAAUGAUGGCGAACCUGCUGAACCGAAGCUUCAGAACGCACCGUCGGACGCACAGCACGCCUCCGGGCGGCAUGGUGACCGCCACGGUGACCGACCGCAUUCCAAGGAACAACACCCUGUCCGCGUCGAGGGCUGCGCUUACCGACGUUCCCGAGCACGAGGAACUGCGAAGUGGCGGCAGGAGACAAAGCUCGCUCGGCCUCUUGUCUGCAGCAGCGUCGACGACGCCGGGCUCAAUUCAGGACGCCAAGGUUUCCCUCGUAAAGUACGCCACGCUGAAUGCAUCGGGAGGCGCUCUGCCCAAGAACCGCGACUGGCUGCGGUUGCAACACGCCAUCCGACGUCUAUUCAAGACCAAGGACGCGUGCUUAGAACCUGGAGAAAUGGCCGCUCUUCAUGACAAAAUACGGACUCUAGGAAGCUCAAAGGCAGGUCCCUUCCUUUUCGACUCGAUCAAGCACGAAAUUGAAGUCUGCCUGACAGCUCUUUUACGAAAGCUGCAAGCUGUGCCAAGAGAGGGACUGCUGGAAUCGCUGUCUUCCGAGUGGGAAAACUUGUUCCGACAUGUCCUGCCCACGCUUGACAUGAUCUUGUACGUCGUCAAGGGUAAAGGCUCAAUGACAGUAAGACAAGCAUUUCUUGUGGUAUUCCGAGAUGCAGUCGUGACAAAACUGGAUCUUGAAGAUCUCAUCAACGAAGAGACUCGCCAUCUCGUCCCCGAGGGAAUCCGGCAUAUGCUUCUGAUUCUUUAUAACAUCAGUGACAGUUAUCCACCAUCGAAGACAAAACUAAAGCUUGAAGGGCUUCUCGCACGGCUACUAGUUCCCUUCUUGGGAUUUCAAGGCUUAUACGAAGGCACGCCUGAGCCAACGGUGAAAUCUGCCGAGCCGGAGGUCGCCGCACGCCGAAAGUCAGCAGAUGGCGUGCCGCUGCCCAGGAAACUGUCUCGACCAAUGAGCUCCCAGCCUCGCCAGAUCGAAACUCUGCACGAGCUUUUCCUUACGGCGCUUCGGAAGCAGCCAGAUUUUUAGCUGUUUACAAAUUUCCUGCAUCCGCAUUGUACAUAGUGCAUUGUCACUGUAUACGACAAGGAAUUUAUUAAAAAAUUCCGCUGUUUCCAUU
Messenger RNA from Rhipicephalus sanguineus (brown dog tick), 1207 nucleotides. Its product is annotated as proline-rich protein 5. Gene Ontology annotation, biological process: TORC2 signaling. The coding region runs from base 88 to 1116 and encodes 342 amino acids. The record is from RefSeq and is a predicted model, not a curated record. NCBI's taxonomy places the organism in Eukaryota, Metazoa, Arthropoda, Arachnida, Ixodida, Ixodidae. The transcript is spliced from 9 exons. Gene Ontology annotation, cellular component: TORC2 complex.